This is a messenger RNA of Linum tenue, 1794 nucleotides long. Lineage: Eukaryota; Viridiplantae; Streptophyta; Magnoliopsida; Malpighiales; Linaceae. The record is from the annotation of a GenBank genome assembly.
GUCUGUCCGUGCACGUUGAUUCUGCUUCCUAAGUCCCUGCAAAUCAGCUCCCUGCUACUCUUGAAUCGUUUCCCACAGAAUCGCCCCUCGCUCAAAUUCUCUUCCUUACUUCCUGCUUUGUUUCAUGUGACAACUGAUGACGGAGGAGCUUCCAGUUGAAGUGAUUGGGAAUAUCUUGUCGCGACUAGGAGGUGCUAGGGACGUGGUAAUAGCCUCUGCAACAUGUCGGAAGUGGCGAGAAGCUUGCCGCAGGCAUCUUCAUACACUCUCAUUUAACUCCAAUGACUGGCCUGUUUACCAUGAUUUAUCAACUAGUGUUCUGGAGAUACUGAUAACUCAGACUAUAUUCCAGACUAUUGGGUUACAAGGCCUGUCUAUUUUGAUGGAAGAAGUUGAGGAGUUCUCAGCUUCAGCUGUGAUUGCUUGGCUGAUGUAUACCAGGGAGACCUUGCGGCGGUUGCAUUAUAAUGUUCAUACUACUCCGGGUGUCAAUAUUCUCGAACUUUGUGGUAGGCAGAAGCUGGAGACUUUGUUUUUGUCACAUAACUCGAUCAAUGGUGUUGAGCCGAAUUUCCAUAGGUUCCCUUGUCUGAAAUCCCUUGCUUUGAGCUAUGUCAGCAUCUCUGCUCUGGACCUUAAUCUUUUGCUCACUGCUUGCCCGAAGGUCGAGGCACUUGAACUUGUGAAUCCCGAGAUUGCAAUGUCUGAUGCUCAGGUUACUAUUGAGUUGUGUAGUCCUACUCUGAAGAGUGUCUAUGUUGAAGCAAUUAGCUUGGACAAGUUCAUAUUGGAGGCAGACAGUAUCGAGUGUUUGCAUUUGAAGGAUUGUGCUCUUGAGUUAUUUGAGCUGGUAGGAAAGGGGACCUUGAAGCAUUUCAAGAUCGAUGAUGUUAGUCUCAUACAUCUGGAUAUCGGCGAGACAGUUGAUAAUCUUGAGAUCGUUGAUAUUAGUAACUUCACCAUUUUUUGGCCCAAGUUCUACCACAUGAUCUCAAAAUCCUCAAAAUUGAGGACACUUAGGCUUUGGGACGUAGUCUUUGACGAGGAGGAAGACGUGGUGGAUUUGGAAACUAUCGCCAAUUGCUUCCCACAGCUUAGCCAUUUAUCACUGAGCUAUGACUUGAAAGAUGUGCUACUUCAUUAUGGCUUGCAAGGGAAUUCAAAUCUGCAGAAUGUGGUCGUGUUAGAGCUUGGUUGGACUGUGAUCAACGAUCUCUUUUCACAUUGGGUCGAAGGGUUACUAAAACGGUGCCCCAAUCUGAAGAAGUUGAUUCUCCAUGGAAUCAUUUCAGAGGCCAAAAGUCACGAGGAGUGUCAGAUAUUGUCUGGUUUCUUCUCAUGCCUCUUCCAACUCAUGGGGAAGUAUACUGCUGUGGAUGUGCAGUGUAAGUUUGACUAGUCGGGGGUGUUGUUUAUGAUUGAUUUCGAUGAGGUGUUAAAGUUUUUGCAUAAAAAACGAGUCCCGUAAGGAUUGUGUACAGGUAAAAGUUUACAUCUUUAGAUCCCCAGGAACCCACUGAUAACAUCCGAUGUAGUUUCUUCUGCUAUAGCAGGCAGACUAUGUUUUGCCGUGAGCUACAACACAUGCUGAAUGUAGAUGAAUACUCUUGAUUGGUUUCUGAACUAUCUAGUGAAUGCUCAAAAUGGUUGAUUCGUUGAUAAUGCUUCUCCCUUUCCACAACAUGGAGAGAUCAGAGAUAGACCAAAAGCCUUGAUCUUUCAAUUUGAUAUUUGGGGCCAACUUACAUGAGUUGCUCUAAGUCACCUUUAUCAUCUUGAUUCAUCCUUUUCUCA